Messenger RNA from Podarcis lilfordi (Lilford's wall lizard), 30057 nucleotides. NCBI's taxonomy places the organism in Eukaryota, Metazoa, Chordata, Lepidosauria, Squamata, Lacertidae. The record is from the annotation of a GenBank genome assembly.
CCGGCCGGCUCCCGGCCCCCUUGCUUCUAUCCUGGGGCCACCAUGUGCGCCUCUGCCUGCCUGCGAGGGAGAGGGAGAAAGAGGGCGAGAGAGAGGGGAGCCUGCAACUUCUCCCAUUGGCAGGGCUCGGGCAGCUCCUCCCCUUUCCCUUGCCUGCUGCUCUUUUAUAAACCUGGUGCCGCUUUCGAUCUCCCAGUCCAGCAGAUGCACCCCGUGGGCCCUCCUGCACAGAGGCCUCCCCCGGCUGUCCCUCUGCCUUGCAAGCCCGGGGUUCCCCCUGCUUCCGCCCCUCGCGCAAGCUCCAGGCUCUCCUCCCGCCCGCCCUCCCUCCUAGGCUAUGGAGCUGGGCUGGGCGUGCAGCUCCCUGCUGUGGCUGCUUUUCCUCUCCAGCCUGGCCGUCAAACUCCUGCGCGCUGACCUGUUGCUGACCCCCGGCCUGCUGCUCCAGGUGGGGCUACUGGUCCUGCUGCAGGGCGUCAGCCGAGCCUUCCUGCCCCUGCCCCUGGGCACAGCUCUCACGGGCACCGCCUGCUGGCUUGUCUUGGCAGGGGCCACACAGAGGAAGAGGAUCCCUGCGGUGGGGAGAGCCGUUCUCAUCACAGGUGAGCCCAGUCAGCAUCUCCGCAGGCUCUUGGCCAUCCCUACACAUGCUGGCUUCCCAGAAUGGAGGGAGUGGGAGGGAAGGAGGAACGUGCCAUGCCCCUGGCCUGGCAGAACCUCUCCUGCUUUGGCUGAUCCACAGAGCAGGAGGGGGACCUCCCUUGGACAGGGGCCUGUGGCAUGGGGACGCUUGCUCAGCAUCUGGACCACAGGGCUGAGUCAAGGUGGCGAGAGUUCCAAAGGGAAGGGGCUGGUCUUCCUGUGCGGCUUGGCUUCCUUGCACAAGCCAUUUCAGCGCCCUGCUGGCUGUGCAGGACGCCUUCCUGCAAAUCACCUGCUCUCCGCUUUAGGCUUCCACAGGUGGAUCUGUGGCUGGAGCUGGGCUUUGCUGCCCCUUCUUCAGGGGCCUGUUAGGUAGGGAAGACUCCUGGGCCAGGCAAAGCAGCCCAAGGACAGUGAGCAUGCCGCAAUUGACCACCAUGCAACUUAACAUUUGCACUGCUCUAUUUGUAAGGGAAAUGCAGAGAGUCGUUUCUGGGUCUUGUGUGUCAGGACUCAGCUUGAGAGGUUGUGCCUCAUCACCAGGGAGCUCUGAGCAGUCAGUGAUGCCAGUUUCCAGGAGCACUUUGUGAGGGAUGGCUCUUUGUGUGGCAAAAGAUGCUUCCAGCCCCUAGGCUACCCCCUGGAAGACCAGGUGUCCUGCAGGAGCAGAGGACGGGGACAUCCCUGCUCUCUGAAAGGGGAUGGAGUGAUGAACUGCCCCCCUCAUCCCAGGUGUUGGAGAGGCCAAGGUCAAUUUUAUUCUUGAAGUAGUGAUGAGGAGCCACUGGUGUCCCAUCCCAUCCUGGGAAACCUCUAGCCUCCAGCAGACCUUGAGGGCAUGGCAAGCAUCUCUCUACCCCCACUUUCCUCUCUGUUCCAAGUUUUGGGAAAUAGUUUAGAAACCAGCCUGGCAGGUGUGAAGCAUGUUGUUGUUCCCAAACCUUCCUGCCAGAAAGGCUAGUGAACUGAGGGUGGGCAGAGAUCCACACUCCCCCUCCUGCCCCGCAUUUGAUUGAAGCAGCAAUCUGAAACUUUUGCAGGCGGAUGGCAUCACAGUCCCUCUAGCUGAAAUAGAUGGAAGUCCCCAGCUGGUGCUCAAUGGGAAUUCCUCCCAAGGAAACCUGCAAAGGUUGGGCUUUGAGUCAGCAGCAGAAGCGAAGGGUCUUUCCCCUUCUUGAGAUUCUGGAUCGGCCAGAAGAGGAGGGUGAAGAGAAGCCCUAGGGUGUUGGGAAGAACCAAGGCAGGGCUAGGUCAAGAAGAUGGGCAGUGGGGCUGAGGCUAGCUCUGGGGGACAUGCUGGUCAGCUGCACCAUCUGCCUGCUAGAGCAAUGCAAGGGCUCUUUGCAAAAGGGGUGGGGUGGGGAGGAAAUUGGCCAGUCCUGCUGUGGAAAUAGGGACAGUCGGGAUGGGGGCUCUUUGGGGUUUAGUGUCAAGUCUGUGAUGGAGGAGAGGGGUCUGAGCAAUAUCUUGUGCCUAGUAGGGCAGGCAGUUUAUAAAAAUAAAGGGAUGUAGAUGAGCCCCAAGUAGAGAACCCGCCUUGCAGGGACAGUGUUCCUGUCUGAUUCCUGGAUGUCAGAUAGGGCUGAGAAGCACCCAUCUCUGGCUAAAACUGAGGAGCUGCUGCUGCUGGCAGUCAGUGUAGGCAAGACUGGCUUAAUGGACUUGCCUAACUUGGAAUUUGCAGUCCCUAACUGUGAAAAAUGGGAACGUCUGCUUAGAAAUCACAUAUGCUGGUGCCAGCCCCUGACAGUGCUGGCAGUGGAGAUAAAAAGAAAUCAACUGGUAGUCAAGUUGCUCAUGGUGGGGGUGGGGACACAAGCUGCAGAGACAGUGCACCUCUGAGUACCAGGUAUGUGGGAGCUACAGAUACAAGGGGGUGAGCAUCACCUUGAUGCAUUUUCUGCUUUGGAGCUUCUCUGAGGCACCCAAGCAGCAAUGGUGCUUAUCUGCCCAGUAGCCCCGCCCCCCGGAAAGUGCUCUUUGUGGCAUCUGAAAUAAUAAUAAUAAUAAUAUAUUUAUUGUCAUUGCCCCCUUCGGGGACAACGAAAUUAUUUGACUGCUCCAUAAAAACACUAAUUAAUCAAUACAGUAUAAUACAGCAAGGGAGAUUAGAUGACUUUCAAAGUCCGGGCUUCCCAUUCAGGGCCGAGAUCGCUCUGGAGAAGAAGCUGUUCUUAAGACGGCUCGUUCUUGUCUUCAUCGUCCUGUAUCUCCGUCCCGACGGCAAGAGCUCGAAGAGACAGUGACCAGGAUGUGAUGGAUCUUUUACUAUGUCCAGUGCCUUCCUAUGGCACCUUGUGGCAUAAAUCUGCUCUAAGGUGGAGAGUGGGCAGCCAACAAUGCUCUCUGCUGCCUUAACAACCCUGCACAACCCCAUCCUGUCCUGGGUAGUACAGCUUCCGUACCACACACAUAAGCCAUAAGUGAGCACGCUCUCAAUGGCACAGUGAUAGAAGGCAAGCAGCAGUUUCUGCGGAAGAUGGUUUUUCCUUAGUAUUCUCAAAAAGUACAGUCUCUGCUGCGCCUUCUUCACAAGCCCCCUUGUGUUGACACUCCGGGACAGAUCCUCUUGUAAUUCAAUGCCCCAAAAUCUGAACGUUGUUACCCUCUCCAAACACAUUUGUCACGGCAGAAGCUUUUGGGAGCUAGAGAUGCUUGAAGUGGUGUCCUGAGUGGUGCAUGUCUGCGUGUUUGAGUAUACGCAUGGUUGGUGGGGAUUGUUAACAGUGAAGUCAGAAAGAAAUGAAACACAGAAAGUACAGAUAGUGGUAAUUACCGUAUGAACAGGGUUCAUUCACAGAAGUCUGCUGCGUUGAAAACACUGACGUCCUGGCACUGGUGAGCCAAUUAACGUACGUUGUGUGAUAAGAUUCCAUACUGCUGAUACUGUCCACCAGUGAUAAAUUCUUGAAGAAUUGUAAUUCAGCGGUUUCACGUUGCAGAGUCGCCCUUUGAAGUCCAUCACUGGCUUUUGAAUAUUGCCAUUCCUGGUGUUAGAUUUGCAUUUGUUUGAGAACGUAGGGACGUAGAACGUGGAAGAGCAUUGCCUCCCAAGACCUGUCGGGGGGGGGGGGCCUCAUUGCCCAGCAUGGGCUGUGGUUUCAGUUGGGAACUGUUUUUUUUCUAUUAGGUCUGCCUUGUAAUAGAAGAUUCCUAGGUUACCAGGAGCCUUCACCACCUCCUCUCUUUUUUCACUCAGCUGAAACUGUGAUGUUUAGGUGAUUUGAAAUAACACCUAAACGACCAGAGUCACUUUCCUGGAGGGCAGUGAUGACCUCUGGACCUGCCCCAGGGGCUGGUCUUGUCUGGCCCUUUGUGUCCAUCUCUCAGUCUGUAAUGUUUUGUUGCUGUGAGCUUGCGUACAUUGAUGAUGAACGGACAUGGUUAUACCUUUGGGCUAAGCUCCCAUUGUCUGCAGGGUAUUGUUCCACCCAGAGCACACCACGAAAUCUGUUGUCACCAGUCAAGCCCUGCAAUACAUCUGUGUCUGUUUGGAUUCUCUGGACACAGACUCGCACCAGGUGUUGUGUUCUCCGAUGCUGGAGCACGGGGGCGGGGGGCGGGGCGGGCAAGCAAGACUGGAGGCUGGUCAAAGUUUGCUGGACCAGUUUGUAAAAAAAUAAAUAAAUCAGGCAGGCAGGAUAUAAAUUUUAUAAAAUGAAUAAAUGUAUAAGCUCCAGAGCCUGGAAGGGCCAACCCUGGGGCUGAAGACAGGCCCUCCUUCCUUUGUUCCAUAGCUUUCUUCCCGGCACUUCCCGACUGGUGAUGUGGGUGGGAGACACCUGGUUCUUCCAUCUCAGAGGAAGGUGUCUUUGAGGGUCCAGGAUCUAGCCCUAUAGUCCCGGGGCUUCUGGAAGGUUUCUCUUGAGAGUUCUUGGCAUUUCCUGGGGACAGGGAGGAAAGUGUUAGAAAGCUAACAGGAGAGCCUGUGAUAGAGAUAGGAUUGACGAUAACCAGGAAUGAGCUUUCAAGAUACAUUUUUAUUUUUCCACCAAUGUCACUUGCUUCUGUUCUUCUCCUUUCCAUGCUGACCUGUCACAGGCUUUAGAUCCUCUCUGAUCCUGUAGCAGCCUCUGCCCUUUUAUGAAAAAGUUGGCAAUGGGGGGCACAGUUAUAACCCAGUUCCACACACCAGGGAGGCCUCCUGUAUCCAGGCUGGAUGCUGGGCCCUUGUGCCCGGGUGAGCUCUCACAAGGAGGAGGAAUUCCUACUGGCACUUGCUUCUCUCCAGGCAGUUCAGCAAGGUCCAUGGGGUGGUGAGUGGGGGGUGGUUGGACGCAGCUGUUCAAGCCCUUCCGCUUGAGCCUCCCUGAUGCAGAGUUCCUCACUGGAGAGGGAUUCCAUACUCUGCUUGUUGCAAGUACUUUGCCUGCUGCCAGAUUAGGGGUGGUCCCUUGGUCUUCCCUUGCUUUUUCAUACCCCUCCUCAACCAUCUUGCCAAAAAUCUUGCAUGUCAAAAUCUGGAAGUUGCUUCUAGGUCACCUCUUUUUUCUUCCAACUCUUGCAUCCUAGUUAGUCUUCCGUGCAUCACUUGAGGAAACCCCCAGAGAUCAUUCUGUUUCCACAUGCUUCCAAACAUUUAUUUGACCUGUUGCUGCCUUUGGUCCAACAGGUCUGGCAGGUUUUUGAAACCAUCAAAGAAUCUGUGCAACCUGUUUGACCAGAGGCAAAAGUGGGGUGGGCACACAGACCACAUGCAGUGAUGCCUAUUUCAACCAGCCUUUCACUCUUUGAAAAAACAGCCCUCUGCCUGGGCUUCAGGUGGCCCCCUCACUUGCCAGGGGACUUCAUCCAGUUCACUUGAGGUUGACUCAGUGAGCACAGCAGGAGCUACCCUGUCCUUCCCAUGACUUCCUCUUGCCUCAGAGCCUUCUCUACCCUCUGUGGUGGGGAUGGAGAACUCAGGCUCCGAAUGCCAAAGGAUGUCUAAAUGUGAAAAUAAACACCGUUCCUGCUGAUGCAUCAAAUAACAUUUCAUGGGACACUUAAGAUUGCUAUGGGCCAUGAAGGGACACGCAAAUAUUUGCUAUAUCUGAAGACUAAGAAGAAAAGAAUGAGGGUACGCCGGGGUGUCUGGGUGUGGGUGCUGUUCUCAAAUCCCAAUUAAGUUUCCAGGGCUGUGUAAGCUGGUGUCAUUUUUGUAAGCUGCUUUGGGUCCAAUAUUGAUAGAGAUAAGUAGGAUAUAAGUUGCUAAAAUUUAAAAUAAAAUCAGAAACUAAUGUUCGAAGCAGAUCUUGUUUCAUAAAAACAAAGUAUGAACUCAUGGCUAGCAACUAGCAGCUCCACAUUUGCAAAGCUCAGGUUCCAGAGCAUCCCUUUGUGAAAAGAUUAGGAUUUUGUAACAUUCUUGGGUACAACAACACCCCACUUUUAGGGAGCCUCCUGGAGCCAUGGAGAAGCAGUGGUGAGAUAGCCUGAUUCAGUCAGUCCCAGGUAGAUGGAGGUCCCACAAUCUCUCCUGUUUCCCCUUGAGCAGUGCAAGCUCUCCUUGCAGAUACCGCUGCGCUAGUGCUGCAAACAACUGAACAGGCCAGAGCCCUGACUUGGCCUCCCUGUGUGUGUGCCUGCCUGCCAGUUUUGGACAAGGAAGGAAGGAGCUGAGGCUGGGAAGAAGCCCCUUUUGACAAGGGGCCAGAGCCCAAGGUAGUGUAAACCUAAACAAGUCACUCUUUGGAGCCAUCAGCAUCAGGACCACAAGCCCUCCUUGUCUCACUCCAGAACAGAAGGAUGGAGGCAGCUGGGAAGAUCUUGAGAUGCUUCUUGGUAAGUGAAGCAUUCUGAUGCCUCUUUUUGCACAGUCUGAUCUUAGCCACCCACAGCCCACCAGCCCCUCAAUCAUUCUGGCCCACAAAACCAGACAAAGGCUGGUUGGUGCUCACACCAUGAGGCUGACACUGAGAGGAGGGCUCGGCAGUGGCCCACCAUGACGCAGCGAGCACAGUUUUCUCUGGAGAGUCAGCAGUUGGGGGAGAAGCUGCACAUUUCAUGGGAGAGCCACGAGGGAAUCUCUUGGUCUUUUCAUUCCAGUACGACUGCAAGUGUUGGUGUGCAGGCUCUGACUUUGAUCGUAUGCUUGCAGGUGGUGGGGAUGCUUAACUCUUCCCUCAUCAAAAUUGCUCCCUUAGAUCAGGUCUAAGUCCCAUGGAGAGAAGAUUGUAUUUCUUCCUCCCACCCCCAGCAGCAUUUUUUUGGGGGGGGUGUCACAUCAGGCAUUCAGCCCCCCCCUUCUCCAUAACUGCUCAAUUAAACAUGUCUGAGCCAUCACCUCAAGAGAGUGGGGUGCUUUCCGUGACUUAAUGUGUCAGAGUGCAAGCCCCACAUUUUCUGAGCACUGUAAGACACCAGUGAUGGUUCCUUCGUCCUUCCUUCCUCCCCUCCCCUUCACAACUGUGGCAUUUAUUCCUGUCCCAGUGCAACUGAGGGAGAUCAGCUGGGCCCCCUGGAAGGCAGGGAGGGGCACCCAGUCCAGGAGAGGCCGGGCUGACUUUGGGCAGGCUAUCUGCCUGGGCACUUGCAUAUCUUGGUCUCCUCUCUAGCCAGAGAGAUGGAAAUGAAUUGUGAAUACUGCCAGGGAGGAGGGGAUCAGAGGCAUCGUCUCUGCCAGGGCUGAGUGGCUCUCUCUUCUCUACUGCUCUGAUGGCAGGAGACAGCGACUGCAUCCUUCACAUGUGCACAUUGGGGCGCCUCCCUCCACACAUGAGCACUUUCAGUUUUAUGCCUCCAAAAUCUGUCCCAGUGUUUCUGCAGUGUUUCUAGUGUGUGGCUCACGGAAGAUGGGCUCAUGCUACGUGUGGCUGUCCCCGCCCUUCAGUUGGCACUUCCCCACCCAUCAGCAGUUCCAGAAACCUGAGGUUGCUUGUGGGCACGCAUACAGGUACUUUGUUUACUUUUUUUUUAAAAAAAAGUAAUACAAGUUUCCUGAUAUGCCAGAGCAGUAGAAAAAAAAGAACGUGCCCGUCUGGCUUUGAGUCAGGCCAGAAUUUGAAGCUACUCCUCUGAAAGGCCUGCCCCUUCCUUUCCUCCCCUUUUGCUUUUUCCGUCUCCGGCACCUGCAAGGGCAGAUUUUAUUAUUAUUUUUCCAUAUUAUUUUCAAGCGCAGUUCUGUGCAAGUGAGCUGCUUGAAAAUAAAAAUAACCACAAACAUGACUUCAGCAACAAGAGGUGAAAAAGGCAGGCUGCAUCAAUUCCUUUAGGUUGAUGGAAGCAUAAUGGCAGGCGAAAUGUCAGCCACGCACGCUGGAAAAAACACCCAUCCACACAAUGUACGUCCACAGUCCGGUAAUAUGUGAUUUUAUAUUGAAUUUUCUACCCUAAUCAGAUUGGAUUAAUUGGAUGAGGAGAAUUGUGCGUACAUUACAAAAUACUUAAAACAACAGAGACACGAGCAGCUUCAAAUGCAUAUAAAUCUCCAUUGUGGACAAGCCAAAAAGCCUAUCAUCAUCAUCAUCAUCAUCAUCAUCAUCAUUUUGACAGGAUGAGGUGUUCACUGCAAACUAGAAUAAAGUGUGUGUUCAAAUUACUACAGAUGGCUGCUGUGUUCCAUGGGACCCCCUCCCCCACUUUGAAUUUCCCCUGUCCAGUGCUGGAGUUUUGCUUCUGAUUCAGCUUUAUGGUGGAGCUACAUGAUAGCAUCCAAAGGCAAGUCAAUUGAGGGUAAGGGGCUCCUUCCUCCUCCACUCUGGGAAGGAAAUGAUGGCUGGGAGUCCUUGCCAUUGCUGCCAGGGUUGAAAUAGGAGCAAAACUGUGGCCAGCUGUACACAAAGAGGGUGUAAAGUCUUUCUCUCCUCUCUGCUAUCAAGGCUCCCUCUUGGAGCUGAAUAGAAUAUUUGGCUCUUUUACCCUGGCUUUGAAUAGAAAUUCUGGGCUGUGGUGCCCUCCAGCUCAAAGUUUGACCCAAUUGGACCAGAGCCCAACAUAUCUGCACUUGUGAGUCCAGUGGAGAAGAUGUGAGGCCUGCUUGUCUUGGCUAUUUGGAAUGGGCAUCUUGCAGUAGAAGAGUCACUUGGCUUUGCAGCUUUCUCAACAGGGGCCCGAGCUUAGUUUCACUCAUACUUAGAAAUGAGUUUUGAGUCACUUUAGGGAGACACCCAGGUUUCAUUCUUGGCCUUUCCCAUUCAUGCUCAAGGACACUUUGGUUGAGAGAGACCUCUUAGUUUUCAGCCACAGAAGGAACAGGUUAAAAUUCCCAUCAUGGGUCAAGCCCACAGUGUGGUUACUGGUGGAUGAAGAAUUGAUGUCACCAACAAACGUUCGAAUCUUUCAUCUUAAGUUAGCUGGUGUUCUCAUGCGCAAUUCUGAGAUGGUUUAGAAAAAACAGGACAAAUUUGUCCAAUUUGGGCAGUUUCUGUGGUCAACAUGUUUCAGUUUAAAAAUGGAUGAUCCAAAACAGUGGUAAAAUCAGUAAAUUCUAGGAUCUGAUGCCCCUGGGGAUCCAUCAGAGCUUGCACUGCCCUGGUUCCCAUCAAACUAAACUAUGCUUGUAAGCUUCCUUUUAAAUAGGUGCCUUGUUCUCGUUGCUUCAUCAGGUUCAAGCUCUUGUUUGCUAACUACUGAUGGAAGUGUUGCAGUGUUUGGUUAAGGAACUCUUACUUGAACUUCUGUUCUUUUGUGCUUCCUUUGUUUGUUUGAAUUAAGCUUAGUCUAUUGUAAAACUUUGCCUCUUUCUUUAAUGUUCACGUGUAUCAUUUGAGGGACCCAAAUGGUGGCCAGGCCAUCACUACAUCUUGUGUGAGUAUCAGUCCCACAGUUUAACUCUGUGCUGCGUGAAGCAUUUUAUUUUCUCUGGCCUGGAUCCUCCAAAUUGAGCUCUGUUGGAAGUUCACAAGCUCUACUGUUAAGAGAGACAGAGGGAAACUUGCCUCUGUCCACUUUUUCAAUGCCAGGGCUAAUUCUGUGCACCUCUGUUAUCUUCACACUUACCUUUUCCACACUAAGAAACCCCAAACCUUUCCUUGUACCGGAGUAACCUCUAUUCCCUCAAGAAUCCCGUUUGCCCUUUGCUGAGCCUUUUGCAGCUCUCCAAUAUCCUUUUAGAUGUGAGCUAACCAGAACUAUACUUACACAGUCUUCCCAGUGUGAUCACUUCAUAGAUUGGUAUACAGUAGUGGCAUUAUCAGCUUUAUUUUCAAUUCCUUUCCCAAUGAUCCCUAAGCAUGGGUUUUAAUGGCCAAGUUGUUCACCAGGGCCAGAUGAUUUAAGCAUAUAACUCCAUUCCUGGCCCAACUGCACUGGCUGCCAGUUGGUUUCUGGGCCCAAUUCAGAGUGAUGUUUUUGACCUAUAAAGUAGCAGUACCUCAAGGACUGCCUCUCUCCAUAUGAACUGACCUGGACCAUACAAUAAUAUUCCAAGGCCUCUCUUUGUGUGCCCCCUCCAUGAGUGGCCCAAAGGGUGACAACAUGAGAAUGGACAUUUUCUGUGGUGGCUCCCAGUUUGUGAAAUGCCUCUCCCUAGGAUGGCUCACUUGGCCGUUUCAUUACAUAUCUUCAGUGGCAAGGCCAAAACCUUCCUCUAUAACCAGGCCUUUUAGAAGUGGGUGGGAUGUUUUUAAUGUAUUUCUUGUUCCUCUUGGUUUUAAUGUAGCUAUGUGGGGUCUACUGUCUGUUUGCUUGUAAGUCACUUUUGGGUAAGCUGAUAUAAGUACAUACAUACAUACACAUUUUUCAAAGCUGCCCCAAAUCGGGCCAGCGCCGUGACCCCAAGGUAUCGUUGCUGGCCAGUUCAAACUGCAGGGACAUAGGUGUGAAAUGAAGAUACCUUCCUGCUUACUAUUCAUUCAUUCAUUCAUUCAUUCAUUCAUUCCCCACCCUUCACCCUAAGGUCCUACUUACAUUGAAUUGCAUUUAUAUUUUAAUGCCCAUUCAACUGGUUUGGAUAAAUCCUUCUGGAGCUCCUCAGAAUCCUCCCCCUCCCCUGAACAAAUUGAUAUUGUCAACAAACUUAGUUACCUGAGUGCUCAUUCCUCACUCUAGCUCAUAUAUGAACAAAUUAGACCUCUACUACUCAAAGCACAGGUUUCAAUACUGAUCAUUGGGAGGCUCUACUUCCUACAUCCCUCCAUUCAGAAAACUGUUCACUUAUUCCUACUCUUCACUUCCUGUCCUUUAAUCACUUACUGAUCCAGGUCCUGCCCUCAUGACUGCCAAGCUUACUCAGGAGUCUUGGGUGAGGUCCUUUGUCAACUAACUAUAUGCUUGUUGACACUCUCAAAGAGCUCCCAGUGAGUUAGUGAGACAGGAGCCCAGGGCAGCAAAUGUUUCUUUGAUUAAAGAGCGAAAAUCAAAUAAAAAUAUAUUUAAAACUUUUAAAACUAUUUAAAACACCUAAAAACAAUAAAAUGCAAAAAAAAAAAAAUCAAAUUGAAGAACAAAUGUAACCAAAUCAUGUGUCAGUAGGACAGCCCACUGUAACAUGUUUUCAGCACACAUCUGAAAGAGUACAUUGUUGGUGUCUGCCUAACAUCAAUAGGCAGGGAGUUCCAAAGCAGAGGUUUUGCUACCCUCAAGGAAUGACUCCUUACAAACAUGGGAUGGAUAUUGUGUGAGACUUUUAAGAUAUAUUGUCUGGUUUUUAUGGGGGAAGGCUGGAGGGUGCUGAGAAGUGGAUGGGAGAAAAGCAAGACUUCAUUCCUCUUGGCCCAGCACUUGUCUCUCCAAUGGAGAAAGAGAGAGUGUUGUUUGCUUGUCACAGAGGAAGGAGUGGAGGUGCUGAAUGUUGUCAAAAAUAUCUGCUAAGCAGAGGGGUGAAAAAGAGCCCUUCCCAAAUGUUCUAAUUAAUAAAAUAAUAAAAAUCUAGGCUUUUUAGUCUCUGUGGGAAAAUGUGGAGGUAUCCAUGUUUUCUUUUUACCUUUUCAGCCCUGCCCAAAUUUGUUAAAGCUCUUUUCAAGUGUCCUGCAGCCUGAGACUUUCUGUGCUGAGCUGCUGGGAGUUAUAGCCCAAAGCCUCUGGGGAUUGGCUGGUAUCUGCCCCUCCCUAAAAACCCCACUGUCUUCUCUGGGUGAACAGGGGACUUGUCUAUCUUCUCCCCCAAAUGUACUGCUGUGAGUAAAGCCUCUGUUUCCACUUAAGAGUAGCAGGAUCCACCCAGGGCUGCUUGGGUAAGAUUUGCUUAUCAAUGGAGCAUUUUAGUGUUAAUGUUAUUGUUUAUACUUUUUCCUCUUUUUUUUUACAAGGUAUCUCAAAGUGAGUUACAAAAUAUUAAAAUACAGAACAGCUCCCUGCUCCUACUGCCAUCCCUUCCACUGGGAUAGAGUCGGGCUUCCUCUUCUGUGUUGGUGCAUCUUUUAUGGGCACCUGCCUUUCCUCCCUCCCUCAUGAGCAUGUUUAAAAAUUAGAACUUUCAGAAGCAAUUCUACAUUUAAGAAACCACACACACCAAAUUACUGAGCUCCAGCAAAUCAAAAUCAUGAAAUUGUAUAUAAAUAUAGUCCUUCCAAUUAAUAAGAUAACGUAUAAAUAGUCCUGACAUUUUCCAGAGACUAUAUCUUAAAGGUUUCCCAUCUAUUUUCCUCCCACUCGCCUCUGGGUGUUUGCUGCCUUGUUGUUCCAGGAGAAAAGGAGGAUCCCCAGUUAACACUGCCCAUCCUUUUGCCUGCUUUCUCUGACUGUCGGCUGCAGCAUCAUGCAUGCUCCACCCUGUAUUCAAACAAGCCAGCCAUCUGUUCCUUCCAUUCUUGGCAUGUGCCCUCCCCUCCCCAGGCUGCAGCAGUGCAUAGACAAAAAGUUGUAUCUAGUCCUUCAUGAAGAUUGGUGUCUUUAAAGUACCCAGAUGGAAUAAUCCAAAGGAAAUCCAUUGGAAACGUGAGAAGACAAACAUGUUAUUUCCUUGCUUAUUUUUACUUCUUUAGAGGCAAAAUACCCCCGACAUUCCUUGACAUCCCUAUCCUUCCAAUUCCUCUGUCCAAAGUCUCUCCUCCCUGUUGCCUCCUGAGGGCUGACCCCUGCCCCUUCGUACCCAUCUUUCCAAUGCCUCUCACCCACCUAGAACAGCCCACUCCCUUCCUUCUCCUUUCAGCCAGGGUAAGAAUUGCAUUGACUUGCGGAAAACCCUGGGCAAAUUUCAGCAGAGUGUAGGUGUGUGUCUCCUGUGCCUUUGAAGCAGUCUUUGAAGUGGUGGUGGUGGAGGGGCUCCCCAAGGUCUGUCACUCUCCAGCUAACGCCAGGUUGUCUCUCUUCAUGUGUAGAUGGGCCCCCCUCCACCUGUGCAAGGUGAGAAGCUGGAGCCAAACAGCCCGGCAGCAUCAGCACAAGGAAGCUGGAAGGUAAAGUGGAAGCUCUUUUGUGCAGCCUCUUCUCUUGGAGAGACCCGGAUGGCUUUGUCCUCCUCCUGCCUCUGCCAAAUUGCUCUCUAUAGUCAAGACCAUUUGCGGCUUCCGGUUUGUGCUGUUAAUGGCCUGGAAGGAGGGGACCCUGGGGAAGAAGCUUCAGGAAAAAGCAAGAGGGGAAAUCGUAAGAUCAACAUCAACAACAAUAGUGACCAGCCUUGUGCUGGAGAGUGUUCAGUGCACUUCAAGCAUAUGAGCACACGCUUAGUUUCUCAGCCACAAGGUGCAGAGCUGAGGCUGGCAGGAAUUUGCUUUCUCGGCUUGCUUAGGAGAGCUAGCAUUGGAUCCAGGGACUUGUGCCACCAGCUGCCAUUCCAAGUUACUGCUACCUCUGCUGUGUGCUGCUAGGUCUCUGCCUCACUUGUAGAGUUGGAGAGGGCAGGGCACGUCAGGGCUUGGCCUGCACCUUUGCAAGCAUCACUAGUGCACCCACCACCUGACACUGCAUGGCUCAGGGGUGCCUAGAAACACUUGCAGUGCCUGGUGGGAAAAGUCCACCACUGUCGCUUUCAGGAAAAAAUAUUUCCGCCUGCUCUUCUGGAGCUGGUCUGCUAGCUCUGUGUUGGAGCAGUGGGCAUCUGCUUGCCUCCUAUCAAGACACCUCUUCAGGACCUGCCUUAAAGGUUGUUAUAGGGCUCCAUUGCUUGAAAGCGCUAGGCAAAUGUGAAGUGUUGUUACAAUGCCACACAAGUUUAGCUUUUGUUGCCUGCCUCAGGAAGGUUGUGCAGGACUCACCCACUUUGGGGGGCCAGUGGGCCCAUUUGGGAUGCUGAGGGAGUGCUGGGGGCACCAGGGGUGGAAUGGCUGUUGUGGGGAGGGGUGUGUGCAUGGCAUCACAUCUUGUGUGUGUGUCAUGGCUGCCACAUCUUACAGGAGAUAAGGCAGAGAAUGGUGUGAGACUGCCACUUUGGACUCUGGUAUAGGUGCCUUUUCCCCACUGAUGGAGGGAAUAGGAUGCAAGAAGGAGAGGAAAAGCACCUCCAUCAGCUACCACUGCACUUGCCCACAGGGAAAAGCUCUUUGCACCUCUCCUCAGUUGAGAACGGAGCAGAGGGAGGGUGCCCAGUCCUGGUAUCCAGUGAAAAGUGGGCAUGUUUAAGGGGGUGAAUCCAGGGUAUGAGAGGCUGAGGGGGAUAUUGUACAUUUCUGAGGGGAUAUUUUCUGAGCCCAUUCACAGGCACUGUAUGGUGUAUUGAAUGGCACACUGGCACCCCUGGGUGCCCUUUUGAUGACUCCUGCCUUAGGAUGAAGAAGUACCAGGACUAAAUAAAUAAGGGGCAGCCCAAAGGCCUCUUCUCCAGAAGAGCUGCUGUUCUGAAGUCUCAAGUGCUGUCCUUGACUUGGUGCUUUCUAUCCCUUCUAGAAAGAUAGAAGGAAUCCAUGGUCCUUUAUGGGCAGACUGCCAAGCUGGCAGUGACAUCUGUCUGUAGCUAUUGACCUACAAGGGCUGUUGCUGAGAUGUGUUCACCUGUUCAUCGCUUGGACUGGAAAUACUUUUUGGAGUGCCACUCUGAGGCUAGCAUCCCUGGCAGGAUUGCACAGGUAUUUCAGAUCAUUGCAUAGGACAGCUGCUGGGCUGGUAAAACAGCUUUAGGGCUAGACACCCAAACAUCACCCCUGGUUUGGCGUGAGGUGCUUUUUCCCUGUCCUGCCAACCUAGCAGUUCGAAAGCAUGUCAAAGUUCAAGUAGAUAAAUAGGUACCACUCCGGCAGGAAGGUAAACGGCAUUUCCGUGCACUGCUCCAGUUUGCCAGAAGCUGCUUAGUCAUGCUGGCCACAUGACCCAGAAGCUGUACGCCUGCUCCCUUGGCCAAUAAAGCAAGAUGAGCGCCACAACCCCAGAGUCGGUCACGACUGGACCUAAUGGUCAGGGGUCCCUUUACCUUUACCUUUACUUUUUCCCUGAGAAAGGAAAGCAACGCUCCUCGCUUGACUUAUGGGCAAGAGUUAGACAUGUGGUGAGAUUUGCAGAGUUUUUUUGUUCUCCACCUGUAAGACUUGGAGCCACCUUAAUGCUUGUUUGCACUUCUAAAUGCCCAGCCCCCAAUAGUGGUCCCUGGGGCUUACAGGCUCCUCUAAAAUUCAUGGGGGGGGGAGCAGAAGGAGAAGUUCCAGAGGGCAACGGAGGGAGGGAAUCUGCUUUGCUCUGGCCUGCGGCUGACCCUGGGCAGGAAGCGGCUUUCUGCUGACUAAUCCAAGGCAUCUUUGAGCCCGCUCUGGACUUGCUCAGUGGUCAGCCUUUCCCUGCACAUGCUCAUAGGAGUUUUGUUCCUAUGACUGACCCUGUGACAGGCAUCAAGACCACGCAGGUUGCUGGGCUGAUGCCUGGCUUCCAGGCUGGAUCCCAAUCCUCUGUCAGAGAUGUGUGCGCCGAUAGUCAGAAGAGAAGGGCUCCCCACCACCAGAAGUCACAGGGGCUUCUCAAGUCUGUCCUCUACUUUGUGGAUUAGCUGCCCAGGACAGCUCCUUAACAGGCAUUGGCACUGCUGUGGCCCACAGCCAGCAUCCGGUCCUCCAGGGCAAACUGGGCAACUUCCUCGGCCCCACACUUUAGCACCUGCAACCGAUGCACAGCUUUGGCAACACUUCAGUUUCUUCAUUAAGUGUAAUAUUAAAGAAAUGUACUGCAAUUUAGAUGUAGUGCAAUUUCUCAGUGUACCUGUGUCUGGAGAGGUUAUUUUCAAAGUUGACAUUUGAUGAAAGAAUUACCUGCUCUCUUUUGCAUUGCAAGAAUGCCCAGCAUUGGGAGAGGUUUGGAUUACAGUGAUUUGAUUAGGAUGUUUCUUCCGAGGCGGCUCCCAAAAGUUCAUUUCAUUACGCAGGGUGCUGGAGCAUCGACUCUUCCAUGAUUAAUUGCUGUGUCAUUAUUUAUCAGUGAACUGGCUGUCACCAAUUCCCCAUAGGUCCCUCCUAGCAUGAUAUCACACAAUAUGCUUUUUAGGCUUGUUAUUUAUUUAUUUGUUUAUUAUUUAUUUUCUCUUUCUGUUGACGUAUUCUGGUAAUGGGUGGCUUUAAUUACUCUCACAUAGAUGGGACAAAAUGUGUGUUCACUGGUCACUGCUGUCUCUUCCAAACAUUAGUUGUUUGCAAGAGCUGCAUCUGGAAGGAGGGGGUGUCUUUCUCUGGAGAAGCAGGUUGGGCUGGAAGAUGGCUGGCUCCGGGGCUGCCUGGCGAGGGCCCAUCCAUCUGCCAGAGACACUUGGCAUCUGCUCUUGGGUGUGGGAGGAAGACAAACAGCUGCCUUCAUGCUUGAAAUCAAGUUACUGUCCACAAAGCGGCUGUGUGGCCAGCUCCCAAAUUGGAUGAGGAUGGGGAUGAUGGCAGCCCCCCCCCCCCCCGCUGGAGAUGCUGGAUGGAGGAAGGCAAAAAUGGGCCAUCAAGGAGGCGUUUCAGAGCCUCCGGGGAUGUGAUGUGGGAACACUGCUUCGGGGAAAUGGUGGCACUCUUAAUCUUGAUCUGCGUGUGAUGUUCUUUCUUACCUGCCUGGCCCUGAGAGUGUCUACGAAGGGGAAGGAGGCAGUUGCCUGGAAGUGUGUGUGUGCUCGAAAGGAAGCAAGAGCUACACUCUCUCUGUUGUGGUUCUGGUGCCAGUAGAUGCGCCUGCUCAAGUAGGAGGUUGAUGUGGCCCUGGAAUUGCCCAAAGGAGCCCCAAUGCCGCAUGCCCUGCAGGUUUGGUGAUCAUUGCCCUCCCCGCAGGAGGAAGGCACCCCUCCAGUGGGCUCUUCUCCUGGGAGCUGGGCUACAGGUCCCCAAAGUGUGAAAGGGGCCUUUGGAAGGGAAGGGGUGGGCUUGUGCAUACCAGGCUCCUGCUCAUUGGAGAUGGAAAGGUGUGCAGCUCAUAGUCCCUCUCAGUAAUGCAGCUGGAAGAGUGUAAGAGAUCAAAGUUCUCUUUUUUUUAAAAGGGAUAGCUCCGCAAUUUAAAAUCCCUAAAAAUCACAUUCAUUCUAGGAUGAAAUGGAGUUCGCUUUGGCUGUCCCAAACACAUUUAUUUUGGGAUAAGCACCUUUUGGUUGUAGAAAAGGAUAGUGUACCUUUAAAGCUAAAACAUUAAUCUGCAUAUAUAUGUAACCUUGUAUGUGCCUGGCUGGCCACCCAGCCAGGAGCCAGCAUUGCCCCCGGGGAAGAGGGGAAGAGCCAGCUGCAUCUCUGGCCAGCCGCCUUGGGGUGAGAUCUGGACAAGGCAAACUCCUCCUCGCGCUUCUCCUUCCUGAGCUUCCUUUCUCUUCUCCCCCCACCCCGGGCCGUACAGGUGAAGUUUAUGACACGGCCUCAAACUGCCUGCAAUCUGGCUUUCCUUCCGUGUUCUGCUCCGCUUAUCUCUUCCAUUCCGUGUCUUGGGGCAGGGCUUGUUCCUGAUAAAGCUGCCUUUUGUGGGCAUUAGAUGAGUCUGCCCACACGCUGCGGUUAUCUGCUCAGAUAGGGAGCUGACUGAAACCUCAGCAGCGCAGCAGAGGUAGCAACAGCUUGGCCACCCCCCUUCCUAGGCAGGUCACAUCUCCUCUGCCUCUGCUGCUGCCUGGUGCUUGGAGGGAGGCUGGCCUCUCUGCGGGGGGCCUCCCCACCAGCUUUCUGCCCUUCUUUGGUUCAGAGAAAAGUGUGAUAAGUAGAGCGAUGAAGCAGGAGGUGCCACGGCCUCUUUUGCUUUGAGGAGCAGGGUGGGGAAAGGUUCCUAACCCCCAUCACAACCACCCCAGAAAAGCAGUAUCAAACCUCUGUUGGUGGUGGCAGAGGAGCUUUGGGUGCUGCCUGGUUGGCACUGACCUGUGGCCUUCUUGUUGGUUGUGCAUUGAACUCUGCACCUGAGUAGAAAUUAGUACUUCCCAUUUUCAGCACCCCGGCAUGCCCUGCAGAUACGUUGUGCUGUGCUCUGACGUGCCCAGGCUCAAAUGAAACUAUUGGGUUGUAACCCCCUGCCUCUUAUGCUCCAUUCUAAAUGAUAGUUGUGGUGUCCCCUGCAACACCCAGUGUGGUCAAAGAUGUUGCGCUUCCCUAAAUCCACCUCUGGUUUAAUUGUAUGAUGAAGUCCUUUCUUUUCUGUGUCCUGAAUCUUUCAGUACGCAGCUUAGCUGGGAUCUUGGGGUAAAGGAUAUAGACAAGAAAUCUAACUAACUAACUAACUAACUAACUAACUAACUAACUAACAGAUGGCUACGCAUUCCCAUUACUAUGAGAAAAAGGCUAUGUGUGGAUUACUCCUUACUCCCUUUCUCCACACCCUGCAUAACCACACAUCUCCUUUUUUCUAAACUAAAAAGCCCCCAAAGGCUGUAGCCUUCCCUCGGGGGAGCUGCUCUGCCAGCCCCUUCAUUUCACUCUUUUUCUGCCCCUUCCCACAUGCUCUGCAGCAUCCUUUUGAGGUGCACAAAUUCCAAAAUCUAUCAACCUGGGCUUGGUACAGAACAAAACCCAUUCAGAUUGAAACCAUUCUGAGCCCAGGGAUUUGUACAUAAUCCCAGAACUGAAUGGCACUUACAACCUUUCCACACAAAAGUCCACCCCAACGGGGCCUAACCUUAUGACUUUUAAACUCCCUGUCUCCCUUGUUAGAUUUAAUCUUUCCUUUUGCCCUUCAGUCCUGACUGCUUUUUGCUGUCUGCCGUUUUGAAGUUGUAUAAAAACUUCAAAUGGGUUGAAGGAUGAUGAGUUGCCUCCAUUGCCUGAUUAUUUUCUCCAAAUUGUGAUACCCCCCCCCUUUGCGAUUUUCUAGUCGCCUUUUGCCCAGUGGGCAGAUAGAGCGUGACCCGCCUGGCCUUCAGGAUUGCCUAGGGAGGGAGGGCCACAUUCCUCAAGUGCACCCCCCGGCCUGCUCUCCCAUGUGGCUGAUUUCCACACACUUAAUUGCAGGGCCAGCAUCACUUAAGCUAAGCUGAAGAAGCGCCAGGGUCUUGGCCACACGACAAAAAGUGUAAAAUCAGAGGAUCAAACUGAUUUAGCCAGGGAAGCAGGCUGUGCCGAAGGCGGGUGCUGCUGCUGCUCCUUUGGCCCCGAGUUGUGCAAAUCCGCCUGUGUGUGCAGCACAUUGGCUUCCCAGGCUGCCUCUUGGCCUGUCACUCAGUGUUAAUGGUUAAUGUUGCCAUAAACCCGCUGUUGAGGUUUGUAAUCUCUGGGAAGGGAAGCUAUCAGCCAGCCAUCAGAAGUGAAAAGAACAGUCUGUACCCUGCACAGGCAGGCGGUGGGUGGGGUGUUUAUGGCCCUUCCUCGCUUCCUCUUUCAGCAGGGGUGGGGGAGAGAAAGAGCAGCUACUGGCUGCUGUCCCUGGGAAAUGCAGAGAGGGGUUGUCACAAGGUCCCUUAACCUGACUCUGGGGCAGGACAAGAUGUCCUCUCACCUGACCUGCUGCCAGGUGCUCCAUCUGCACUCAUGGGGGGUUUGGGGGGGGCAAAGCAGAGGGGCAGCUCCCCUCCCUCCAAGGUACCAAAAUGAAAAAAAAGGACAGUCUUGAGUUCCACACACACACACACACACACACACUUACUUCCUUCUCAUCUCAGGGUCUCCUCAGCCCACUUCUGAGUUACUUGGCAAACAACUACCACUCUGCUCAUCCCCAUUUGCACAUGAGGGUCCCAAAAGCUCUUGGACCCCAUUCAGUAUUUGUGCUCUGUUCCUCACCAUUGUGGCCAUGGUACAAGAGUUCAGGGUGGGGAGAGAAAGGGCAGUCUUCCUCCCACAACUCCAAGCCCCUCACCUCUCACAGGAUGAUACCUGCUUUGUGUUCACCACCUGAUAUAGAUGGAGCUACAUUUGUGUGCAUACUCAGCCUUGCCUCUGUCUGCUAACUUCCCCUCCUCGCUCUCUCCCUCUGCCAAAAGGUAAGCAGCAGCAUCUCCAAACAGAGAUCUGCUUUGUUGCCCAUGGUGGCAGAGGUAGUAAGAAUAAGAAGGAUAACUGCAGUGAACCCUAAGUAUAGCUGUUCUCGUGGUGGCUGGCCCGGGGCCCUAAAGGGAAGCCCAGAAGCGGAAGCUGAGUCAGCAGCCCCCUCCCCAAUCGUGGUUCCAAGCACCUGGGAUUCAGAGAUGCACUGCCUCCAACAGUGGAGGUAAAACAUAGCUAUGAGGGAUAGUUUCCAUUGAUAGUUUUCUCCUCUAUGAAUUUCUCUAAUCUGCUUUAAAAGGCAUCCAAGUUAGUGGUCGUCACUGCUUCCCGUGGGAUAAAAUGACAUCAUUUAACUAUGUGCUGCGUGAAAAACUACUUCCUUUUGUCCAUCGUGAAUCUUCAGCAUUGCAAGAGAGGGAGGAAAACUUUUCUCUAUCCACUUUCUCCAUGCUGUGCAUCAUUUUAUAAAUUUCUGUCAUGUCUCCUCUUACUUGCCUCUUCUCUAAAUGAAAAAGUCCCAAAAGCUACAACCUUUCUUCAUAGGGGAGUCUCUUCAUCGCCAUGAUUUUGGUUGCCCUUUUCCAAACUUUUUCCCGCUGUAUGAAAUCCUUUUUGAGGAGGUGACCAGAUCAUGCACACAAUAUUUCAAAUGUGGUUGCACCAUAAAUUUGUAUAACAGCAUAAUGAUAUUGGCAGUUUUAUUUUCAGUCCCUUUCUUAAUGUUCCCCAGCAUGGAAUCUACCCUUUUCACAGCUGCCACACACUGGGUUGAGAUCUUCACCAAGGUAACCAUUAUGCAUCCCUCAGUUGGGAGAACUGUUCAUGUAUUCCUACCCUCUGCUUCCCUAAUCCUAAACCUGUAUAUGUAGAUAUGAAAUUAGGAUUUUUUUGCCCCAAUGUGCCUUACUUUACACUUGCUUGCACUAAAUUGCAUUUGUCAUUUUACCUCCCAUUCACUCACUUUUUGGAACUCUUUGCAAUCCUUUAAAAAACGAACAAAAAACCCCAAACCCUGAACAAUUUAGUAUCAUUAGCAAAUUUGGCUACCUUGCUACUCACUCCUAACGCUACACCCCUCCAUUCAGAGAACUGUUCAUUUAUUCCUGCUCUCUGCUUUCUGUCACAGGAGUACCUCUCCUUUUUAUUCCACAACUGCUUUGACUUUGUCAAAAGCUUUCCGAAUGUCCAACUCUGCGUCAAAUGGAUUUCUUGUCUAUAUGCCUGUUAACACCCACAAAGAACUUUUAAUAGGUUAGUGAGUCAGGAUUUCCCCACGCAAAGUUGUUCUCAGAAAGCCAGGAGGUCAUUGCACCUCACACACCUGUGGCUUCUGCCCACUAGGCAGAUUAGUACCAUAGUAAACAUAGGACGGUUAGCGUAAAACACUGGCAAACCCUCAAGCUGGCUUUCUGCCUGCAUUCUAGCAAUUUUGUAGUUUAUUGAACUACAGUGGUACCUCAGGUUAAGUACUUAAUUCGUUCCGGAGGUCCGUUCUUAACCUGAAACUGUUCUUAACCUGAAGCACCACUUUAGCUAAUGGGGGCCUCCUGCUGCCGCUGCGCUGCCGGAGCACGAUUUCUGUUCUCAUCCUGAAGCAAAGUUCUUAACCUGAAGCAUUAUUUCUGGGUUAGCGGAGUCUGUAACCUGAAGCGUAUGUAACCUGAGGUACCACUGUACUUUAUUAGAAGCUUAGGUUUUGCUUAGAUCAAGGAGAGGAGGAGCAGAGUAGUGUGUCCACAUUUGGCUGUUUCUCACACAUUGCAGUUUCAGGAUUUGGAAUUCUAACAGCAAAACACACUUGCAUGAUUUUGCCACACUAGUACUUUUAAUUCUUGAUUUGUUUGUGGGGAAAUGCAGUUUGCCCUGCUUCAAUUCUGAAUUAAUGAGCCCAAACAACAUACAAAUGCCUUUGGAAAUCCUGACAGUGUGGACUUCUGCCCUGCAGUAAUAGCUUAUGGAGGCCACCCAACAGCCAGCUAGGCCAGUGUGUGUGUGUGUGUGUGUGUGUGUGUGUGUCCAUCCUCCUGCGGUUUAUGCCUGGACGUCAUGACUGGGCUCCUGUGCGCAGCAGUGUCAAGGGGAGAAGUGAUGAAGGCCCAGAGCACUUCCCCUAAAAUAGGGAGCUGUGCUGAUUGGCCCUUGGGUAGGUCUGGGCUUUUGCUGGGACCCCAGCAACAUCUGAUUGUGAUGGUGAGAGGUGUGUUUGGGGUUGUGGUUUCUGGGCCCAACUUUUUAUUAACUGGCAAAGUUAAUGGAGCGGCAAUCCAGAGCAGGGAAGUGGAGGAAGCUAUUUUUAGAGCUGCCUUUUUGUGCAACAAAUCACAAGAUAAACAGGCAUUUUGUUCCCUUUUCUGUGUGUGCGCAAGGUAUAUAAACAGCAGAUCCAUGACUGAAUGAGUUGUAGAGCCAAGGUCACAUCCCCAGGUUGUGGGUGGAGUCACUUGCCAACACCUGAGCGGUGGCAGCAGAAAGGGCUGGAGAAGUGCCAAAGCUCCACCACCGCUAGCCCCUUCUCUCGCCCCCACCCCAACUGCAGCAACUGCCCUUCAUUUGUCUGCAUCCUGUACUGGGAGAAUUCCAGAUUGUGAUGGACUGCAGACCAAGCUACCGCAUCCUGGGAACGCUGACCCCUGCCGUUGUGGCAGAUUGACACAGGGGGUGACAAGAAAGGGGUAAUUUCUGCCCCCCUUCCUGUCAUGCUUGCCAUUGCCAUUGCACAAGACCGGACAUCCUGUGUCUUUCUCAAGGACAACCGUGUGUGCAAAUUAUAAAAGAAAAAAAAUUAAAAGCUGCUGUGCCGAAUGACCCAUAUGGACUGUGGAGUAAAAGGGUGGAUGUGCUGCUGCUGAAAAUGCCUCAUGCAAGGCAAUUCAAUCCCUGGCAGUGUUUUGUGUCUCUGUGCUUGUUCUAGCAUCUCCCAGCUACCUUCCUCCUCCCCGCCUUUUUUCUGAUCCUAUGGUUGCUCUGUCCCCACUGCCGCCUCUGCUGUAGCAGAGGUCACAUCUACCCUAUGCAUUUAAAAGCACAUGGUUUCCCUCAUAGAAUCCUGGGAACUGUAGUUUAAGGGUGCUGGGAAUGGUAGCUCUGUGAAGGGUGAACUACAGUUCCCAGGACUCUUUUGGGAAACCAGGUGCUUUAAACGUAUGGUGCGGUUGCAGCCUUUUGAGUUUUCAGGCAGCAUCUUCAUGGCUUGCUGACAUAACCUUUCAGUCGCGAAUUCCUGCCUCCCUCAGUGCAGAUUUAUAGAAUUUAGUUGUGCCUUUCCAAGCAUCUGAGGGCAAAGAUCCUGAUGCACCUCCACUGGAGCAUCUUUACAUUUGAACUCCCUCAAAUUACAAAGAGCCUUGGAGACCUUCCCUUUAGUGCAAAAGCCCUCAAAGUACGCACCAAUGUGCUGUGAAAGCUCUGCUGAGUGGGGCUGCGACUGAGGUACACCCUUUAAUCCAGCCUGUCAGUAACAAGGGCAGAUUUGUCCCUCUCUCUUUCCUUGGAAUCUGUCUCGGGAGGCAUUUUACUUUGAUAACGAGUUUUCCUGCUCCGCCAACCAGAGCCCAGCAUCCCUCACCACCACCUUUAAACACUUAGUUCAUGGCCCAAGUUCAUGGCAACAUUAGCCAUCUUGGCAAUAUCUGCUAAUUGGGAUAAAGCAGCUCUGAUCUGAUCCUCCAGGGGCUACAAAGUGGCUGCCAGUCUACUGUAAGCACUUUCUGUGUUUGCACAUUUCAUUAUUCAUUGACAGGAGACAAGUCCAUUUCAUGUCUUUUAGCGUCACUCAGUUUAUUCUUCCCUGAUAGUUCAGCAGAACUUGACCCAGUAUGAACCGCAGUGCUAAUUUUGGGAAUCUUUGUUUGCCUCCAGUUUUCCAUCCACUGCAUGACCUUUCCUUGGUAAUGGUGAUUUUUUGGAAUGUCAGCGAGUUUUCCAUGCUGUUCACCCUAUGGCUUAGGAACAGAAAGGCAACAUAAAAACAAGCAGCAGCAAUAAAUUAUUAUUAUUAUUAUUAUUAAUUAUUAUUAUUAUUAUUAUUAUUAGGUAAAAAGGUAAAGGACCUCUGGACGGUUAGGUCCAGUCAAAGGCAAGUAUGGGGUUGUGGUGCUCAUCUCGCUUUUCAGGCCAAGGGAGCUGGGGUUUGUCCACAAACAGCUUUCUGGGUCAUGUGGCCAGCAUGACUAAAUGCUUCUGGUGCAAUGGAACACCGUGACGGAAGCCAGAGCACAUGGAAACACUGUUUACCUUCCCGCUGCACCGGUACCUCCUUGCACUGGUAUGCUUUCGAACUGCUAGGUGGGACAGAGCAACAGGAGCUCACUCCAUCGUGCAGACUCAAACUGCUGACCUUCCGAUCGGCAAGCCCAAGAGGCUCAGUGGUUUAGAUCACAGCGCCAACCACUCCAAUAAUAUUAAUAAUAGUAAUACUGGUGGUAGUAGUAAAAAAACAGUGCAGAAGUGUGUCUGGAUUGUGCCUAUUUAAUCUUCUUGUCAUAACAAUGCUUGGAGGUAGAUCAUCUUUAUUAUUUACGUGCAGCCACUGGAGAACUGAGGCUAGGAGGUGGUCUGUUGUCCACCCUUGCCCACUCUUUCUUUUGUCAUUUUCCAGGAUGUGACACUGGCUUUGGAAAGGUGGCUGCUCAUCACUUAGACACCUUGGGACUGACCGUCUAUGCUAGUGUCCUGGAUCUGAAGAGUCCUGGCGCAGAGGAGCUUCGGCAGAGCUGCUCGUCGCGCCUGACCCUGCUGGAAAUGGACCUGACCAAAGCUGAGGACAUCCAGAGAGUCUUGCAGUUCAUCAAGGCUCAGACAGGGAGGACAGGUAACUUGAGAGUGUUGGCAAUCAAAACAGAAGCAAGGUAGGUGUAGGAUUCUCAGAGUCUCACCUUUGGGAUUUGAAACAAAACAUUCUGGGUUUCAAGGCUGGAACAUGAAAGCGGGUGGUAAGCAUAAAUCUCAGAAUCAGAUUAGAAUUUCUGAAAAAAUCUUCAGUUUGUAGGCUGUCUCAUAUUAAAAUGUAACAAUCAAACAAACAAUCUCCACACCAGCAGUUCUAGGGUACAGUCAUAUAGGGUAUUUACCUAUAUGUUUUGCACGUGCAAAAACAUUUUGAGAAAAGAUGUCGGAUGGUGGGUUUUUGCUUAAUCCAGCAGCAGCAAAAUGUCUUUGUUUGUCCACACACAUGGAAGACAAGCAGCCAGGGGAAGAGCAGCCAUUUGCUAAUUUAUUUUUAUAUAUACCACUGUAUCAUAAAAAUAGGUCACAGUGGUUUACAACAAUAUAAAACCAUGCAGCAGAACUGUAAAAAUGGAAAGUAAAACAAUUACAUACAUCAGCAAACCAGUUUCCUUCUUGGCAUGCAGGGCUCUGGGGCCUGGUGAACAACGCCGGCAUCAACACCACCCUUGCGGAUGCGGAGCUGACGCCUCUCCAUGACUUCCGCAGCUGCAUGGAGGUGAACUUCUUUGGCACUUUGGAGCUGACCCAGGGGCUGCUGCCUUUGCUGCGCUCCUCACAAGGAAGGAUCAUCACCAUCAGCAGUCCAGCAGGUAAAGGAAAGGAGAAAACCUUCCAUGGGAUCUGGUUUCGCCAAUGGGAAAGAGGGGGUGUGCCUUUGGGAGUUGGGCUGCCCUAGGAAGCUGCCUUCCCUAGGAAGUCAGGCCCAUUGAUCCAUUGAACUCAGGGCUGCCUGUAUACUGACUGGCAGAUUCCACCACUGGGGAUUGAACUUGGGACAUUCUGAGUGCAAAGCAGGUGCUCUACCAGUGACCUACAGCCCUUCCCUACUGUUUGACCCUCCUGCAGUCAAGAUGGGGGUAGAGAGUAACCCCUCCCUCCUCUCCUUCUGCAGGUAACAUGCCGUUCCCCUGUUUAUCCGGCUACGGGGCAUCCAAAGCUGCUCUCAGCCUGGUCAUGGACACUCUGCAGUAUGAACUUGCACCCUGGGGGAUCCAAGUGAGCGUCAUCCUCCCAGGGUAUUUCAAAACUGGUAAGAGAAUGACUGGGACCGCUGGCAGUGCACAGGGUGGGUGGGUGGGAUAAUGUGUCUUUUCCUUGUCCGCUGCUGAGGACUUGCUCUGUUUUGCAGGUUCCAAAGAAACUGAAAUUAUUUGGGGGGGGGGGUCCAGGCGUAGCACAGCCUGGGUGUGGGGCUUCCCUUACUCUUUAUGUGUGCAGUGAGGCUUCUAGAAUACACCCAGCCAAGAUUUCUUCCCCAGAGCUACCAAAUCCAGGGAAAGAACCAAAGGAGUCUUUAGGGAAGGGAAACAGGAAGACAGAGCCAGGAGAGGCAGCUCCUCCGGCACCUUCAUGAGUGUGGUGGAAGAGGUACCGAGUUUGGUGCCAGAGUGCAGGAUCCAUCAGUGGGAAUUUUGCACAUCACAAGGAGCUGCCAGUUCAUUCUCUUACAGAUACAUUUGCACUUGGAGGAUUGGCUUUGACCCCUCUCUCUGAAGCCCUUACUGACAACCACUUUGAGAUACUUAAUAUAAUAGUAAAUAGUCCAUAAGCAAACUAAAAUAAAAGUAAAAGAACAAAUAAAUGUCCCAUCUGCCUUGUUGCUGUAACUUGGAGAGGCCCCUCCUGGGCAUCACUUGGGGUUAACUCUCUCUCUCCUCUCAAUGCAUGAUUCCUGCUUCUUGUGUCCCAUCAACUGCUCCAAUCUGGCUCAAUUUAACUGCUAUUAUUCAUUUCAUUCGCAAGAUCCAAAUGGGAGGAGCAAGGAAACAUGAGGAAAUGCUGUCUUGUUGCUUGGCUCAUGCUGUGGUUUUGGAAAUUGUUCCAAACACUGCCCUUAUUUUUUCAAGUUUCACUUCAGUCAUAAGGACUAGAAACAUGCCUUAAGUGGAAGCUGAGAUUCUGGGGAGGCCAAAUUUUGCACUAGAUACCAAACUCCAGGAUGAAGGAAUUGUAUAAGCUACAUGGGCCUCCUCACCACCUACAAAAUAGGUUCUAAGAAAUCUCUUACUCCCCCCCCCCAACCUGUCUAUUCUUUGCAGAUGGUUCUUGUAAUCAUGCUUAUUGGAAAGAAAGGAAGGCUCAGCUGCUGGCAGCUCUAUCCCCUGAACUCCUGGAAGCCUAUGGAGAAGAAUACCUGGAAGACAUCAACAGGCAGUUUCUUGCUUCCAUGAAGUUUGCUGUGGAGGACCUCAGCUCAGUCGUGGAGAGCAUCGUGGACGGCCUCCUGUCUACCAGGCCUCUGGUGAAAUACUACCCGGGGAGAGGCCUGGGCCCCAUGUACUUCAUCCACCACUACCUGCCCCACACCGUCCGCAACCUCUUCCUCAAAGCCUUCUUCAUCAACCCAAAGUUGCCCAGAGGGCGCCAGCCAAAGCCUUGCAACAGCCCCCGGAAACAGUGAUGGGCAGCUUGGCAGAGAAAGCACCUGGGAAAGACUUCAGGGCCCAGAGUAGCUGCUUAAGGUGUUUCUACUGAAAAUGCACCAGCUCAUUUGUGUCAGUGCAGGGAGAGGACAAGCUGUGGCCAUUGCUGCUACCCAGCCAUUAAUGCCUUUUUCCUAAGUGAGCAUUAAAAUUAUAGGAAGAUGGUGGGAUUGGGACCCAUUCGCUUCAAUGAACAGAGUGCUGGAAAAGCCCUACUGAGACCAAUGAUUGUUGCAUUUGGGGAAGGGGGGAGCUACCAGUGGCAAGUGAACCCCUCUCCCCCCCCCCCAAUUCCUGGCUGGCUUUUCUCUCCCUCUUUGUGCCAAAGGAGAUGGCUGCUGCUGCUAACUGAUAGUGAAAGGGCUUCACUAUACCUCAGCUUUGUGAUAUACCUCUCUGUAAACUUCAGCUGAGCCAAUGCCAUGUCUCCUCACUGUACUGUGUCUUCUUCACUGCAAAUAGCCAAAGGCCUUUCCAGCUUCUCAGUCUGUAUGUAGCACCCCCACCCCACCCUCGGCACAAGCAUGGUAAUAUUCAUUAACAAUAGUCACCACAGCAAUCAUGAUCAAAAUCAAAGUAUUAUAAUUAAGAAUCUAUAUCAGCCAUAAUUGGUACCUAUUUGAAUCACUCAGUUCAAUCAAUAAAGUAUUUUUUGAUAUUAAAAAAAUGCACACCUAGUUUCUUAGCAGCUCUGGAAACAGUAGCCACAGAGUAAAUAAUACAAAACUGAUUAUCAAUUAAUAGCUUAAUUUUAUCCAAAAUUAAUAGCUUGUGUUUUAUCCAAAUACUGAGGCAGCAUAUGUUAACAAGGUUUUACUCCCUUGGAUCCACAUAUAAUGGGCAAAAAAUAAUGAGUUGUAAUUUUAGAUUGCCUGCAUCCAAAAAACCCCCACCCCACCCCAGUUUUCAUUGAUUUCAUUUAUUCUGCUCCACAGUCUCAGAUAUAAAGCAGAUCAGUUCACAUACAUACACACACAGAGUGGUACCUCGGAAGUCAAAUGGAGUCCAUUCCAGAAGUCCAUUUGACUUCCAAAAAGUUUGAAAACCAAGGUGUGGCUUCCGAUUGGCUGAAGGAAGCUCCUGCAGCCAAUUAGAAGCUGUGUUGGACAUUCGGGUUCCAAAGAACGUUCGCAAACCAGAACAUUCACUUCUGGGUUUGCGGCGUUUGGGAGCCAAAACGUUCAAGUCGCAAGGUGUUUGUCAACCAAGGUACGACUGUAUCCCAAGAUUUCCAAGUCUGAUUUUACUCUACAGAAUUUUAGCCCUACAGAAUGAUAGGGCUAAUAAGUCUCUACAGAGGGCAACUUCCAGGCACUUAGAAGGCCCACCAGCUGACCUCCUUUGCAACCAAAGAAUUUUAGGAGCUGACAAUUUGUCAUAAUAACUUAUAUUUUAAUAGCUGCUAGUUCUCAUUUCCAAGAACUUUUGUCAAUACCUCUAUGGAUUGGGCCAUUUAUAUUUCUGGGAUCUGUGACCAAAAACUAAUCUUAAAGGUGAACAAUUAAUGCCUAACUGCUCCAUCCUAAAAAAGAACCAAAUAUAAGCAACAUUAAAGCACAGCUUGUUUAAGAAGAGUAAUUCAAGGUUGUUUGGUCUAGAGCAAGAUGAACACCUUUCUUUCCACCAACGCAGGGAGGAAAAAAGAGGUGGCAUGCCUGCAACAAUGUUGCUUACAUAAAAACAAAAAUUGGGCCAACUUGAAACCCUGCUUUACUGUGUCUGUAUAAGGGUUCAGGCCGAACCCCAUUUACCUGAGAGUAAGCCCCACUGAAUUCAAUAGGCCUUACUUCUGAGUAGACAUGACUAGGAUUGCCACCUUACUUGUGUCAAGAUCCCAUAAUGGCCAGCCCUUACUUUUGUUGUAAUAUUACAGUGUAAUAAUAGCUGCAUAUGAGCCAAAGAAAUAUUUUGCUAAUAUUAGCUGUAGCCAAAUUGCACCAUAGCCAGAUCGAAGGUGAAGGUAAAACCUAUGAAGGAUGAAAAUAACUGCUUAUUUGGACCCUUGAGAUAAUGGGAGAUUAAAUGGUGUAAUUUGUAGCCUGGUAAGGGUUCAAAGUAUGUAGAACAGCAUGUAUGUACAAAGGGGCUUCUCUACAUGUGUUCAACUGAAGGGGCUUGGAGCCUCUGCUCAGCUGGGGGCCAUGUGAGAAUGCUGAAGGGGCCUGUGGCUGGAACUGCUUGCAGCAGCAUCCAAGUAUUCAUCAGUAGUCACUGGUGUCUGCUCAUUUGGAACAUCAACCUUAAACGUUUGGGGACAAGAGGGGGAAUCACCCAAUUUCACAAACAUGUUGCGUAUUUGUGCAAAUGAAUGCAACACAUUAUAGAACGCUGCUUGUGUGGAUCUUGUUAGUACCUCUCAUUCCUGCAGCUGACCUCAAGGAUGCUGGGUGUUUUCUUUUCUUGCUGCUGCAGCAAACCUGCUGUUCUUCUGUCCUCCAAGCCUCAUCGCCAUGCAGGAACUGAGCCAAAAAAGGCCUCCCCAAAGGGGGCCUCUCCUUGCCUCCAGAAGAGGGCAGGGACUCCCAGGCAGAUGGCCUACAAAUCUUGUCACGAAGAACAAGGUCACGAUUGUCACUUGGAAAUAAAUUAAAAUGGUUACUUCAUACUUUGGUUGUGUAUCUUGAUGUCCUGGGGGAAACUCAGUGAGUCGGGUCAUGUCAGAGAAAGUGCUUCGUUCCAGAUGGUGGCAGAGGCAGACAGUGCACAUCCAGGCAGUGUGCAGAAAACCCUGUCUCAGCUCAGGGGGGACCUGCCGCUGGCAACCUUACAUAGGUCCUGGGGCUGCAGAGUAGCAGGGGCCUCGUGCAGGCUGGAGCCAAGUGGCCAAGCCAGAUCCACCACCACCCCGGGGCUCCCUACCCCCUAGUCACACACAGCCUAUCCUUCACACAGCUGCUAUGAAACUUGUC